CCUGUUACGAAUGGAUAUCCGCUGCUGAGGUGGGAUUCCCCUAUCAGACCUUACAUAUAAUGAGGGGGUUGAUCCCUUGUGUGAGCCUUUGGCUCAACUACAGACAGCGAGGAAAGCAUUCGACCUUCACGAUCGGCGAGGAAGCAUGCGACCACUUUCCCUGUUCGGCACAUUGGCCCUGUGCGGCGGCGGCGCCGUUGGGGCCGCGAUCUCAGACGGUCCGCUAGCCGUGGACUUGAGCGGCGUUACAUACCGCGGCUUGCGUCGUAACGGGAUCGAAGUAUUCCUGGGCAUCCCGUACGGGCAGGACACGAGCGGUCCUAACCGCUUCAAGCCUCCGCGGCCUUUUGUACCCGUGCCGGGGAGCACCUUCGAUGCCCGGUCCUAUGGUCCACCCUGCAUCCAGUCCCUGGGAGAGGGCAUCCCGCCGCUCACAUUGUCCAAUACGACCGAAGUCUCGGAGGACUGUCUCAAUUUGAACGUGGCGCGACCAAGAGGUCUCCCCUCUGGGAAGAACCGCCCGCUGCUGCCCGUAAUGGUGUUUAUUUACGGAGGUAGCUUCGUGGCCGGCCAAACUCAGGAACUAUCGACCGCACCGGACGGCUUGAUUCUCGAGUCCGUGGAGAAUGGGCUCCCCAUCAUCCACGUAGGCAUGAAUUAUCGCGUAGGGGUCUUCGGGUUCGCGCAAUCCGACGCCCUCGAGGCAGAAGGUUCGGAAAACGCUGGCCUAAGGGACCAACGCCUCGCUCUCGAGUGGGUGCGCGACAAUAUCAAGCAAUUCGGGGGCGACCCCGAACGGGUCACGAUCUUCGGCCAGUCUUCGGGAGGUCUGGCCGUCACCAUGCAGAUCCUCGCCUAUGGCGGGGCACGGCCUGCGCCCUUCCGGCAGGUCAUCGUCGAGAGCACGGCGCUCGAACCCGGGAUUACGGGCACCUUCAGCGCGGACGCCUUCCGCGCUAUUGUCGAGGACGUUGGUUGUGGCGGCACCUCGAACUCUACCGGCGCCAGCCCCGAGACGGCUGACGUGAAUUCGCCCGAGACCGUGGCUUGCCUUCGCGCGCUCGACGUCUCCGCCCUACAGGCUGCCGCCGAGAAUACGGCCGUCGGUGAUAUCGCGCAUAACAACGGCGAUAUCUGGCUACCCGCUGUUGACGGGGACUUCCUGCCGGCGGCACCGUCGCAGCUCCUCACGGAGGGCCGGUUCUCGCGCGGCGUCACCUCCGCUAUGCUCGGCUGGUGCGAGGACGACCUGGCGCUCGGCGCGCCCGAGGACGCCACUACCCCCGAGGACGUCCGCGCCUUCGUCCGCGCCUACCUCCCGGGCCUGUCGGCGUCAGCGCUCGACGCCCUACUCGCGCUGUAUCCGUCGGACUCGUUCCCGCAGCCCCCGGCCGACGCCGCGAACGGCAUCGCCAGCGAGUUCCGUCGCGCGGCACGCAUCUACCGCGACGUGCUCAUGACGUGCGGCGCCGUGCGACUCGGCGCGGCUCUCGCCGGAGACGGUGCCGCCGCGUACCUGUACUCGUGGAACCAGACGAUCCUCGACUCCAUGCUCGCCGAGCUGUACGGGCUCCGGGGCCUCGGCGUGGUGCACACGUCCGAGUUCGCGUACAUCUUCGGCAACCUGUCGCGCUACGACAUACCCGGAUGGGGCUUCGCCGCCUCGCCCUCGGACUACGCGCUCGCGUCCCGCGCGUCCCGCUCCUGGUCCACGUUCGCGAGCGUCGGGGCCCCCGGGCUGCCGGGCCGCGACACGUUCGCCGGGUUCGCGCCCGCGUUCCCGAUCGCCGCCGCCGCCGAGGGAGAGGCAAAGGAGGCCGGCGGGGAGCAGAAGUGGCUGGGAGACUACUUCCUGUUCGUCGCAGGCGGGCCGUUCGAAGGCCUGUCUGCCGUCGAGGGCCCCGCCGCGGAGCCCGCGGUCGCGGCGCAGAAGCUGCGCGAGCGCUGCGCGUUCCUCAACUCCUAUGAGAUCGUCCAGCAGCUGAGAUAUUAAUGCGUGGGUGGUUGUCUGGGUGCUAGCUAUUUCGAAUCACCAUGACGUGAGUCGUCUAGUGCCUACAGGAAGAAUACAAAAUAGGGUUUAUCUAUUACCAAGUCUGACUUGUCGCUCUCCGUCUCAAUCAAGGCCUUACGCUACUGAUAAGCUCUCCCUCGGGCCCCUUUCGUAAGGUUUUAAACCUAUAUCUAUAAAUGCUAUAUGCCAUGCCUAGUAAUGCUACAAUGUCCAAAAACGCCUUUGAUGCAUGCUUUCGUAU
Messenger RNA from Durotheca rogersii, 2255 nucleotides. Its product is annotated as carboxylesterase family protein. The transcript has 3 exons. Gene Ontology annotation, molecular function: carboxylic ester hydrolase activity. Bases 146 to 1993 code for a protein of 615 amino acids. The record is from RefSeq and is a predicted model, not a curated record. Lineage: Eukaryota; Fungi; Ascomycota; Sordariomycetes; Xylariales; Xylariaceae.